Molecule: messenger RNA, 408 nt
Organism: Brenthis ino (lesser marbled fritillary)
Lineage: Eukaryota; Metazoa; Arthropoda; Insecta; Lepidoptera; Nymphalidae
Source: the annotation of a GenBank genome assembly
AUGGGACCAAAUUGGAUCCCUCGACGGGGGUCGGAAAUACCAGCGUAUUGGAAGCCCAACACCAUUUUCAUCAAGGAAUCGGGCCUGUACUCGUUGAUUUUUCGAUCCAAUAUGCCGGAUGCUAAGCAGUUUAAGAGAUGGGUCACAUCCGAAGUGCUGCCUUCCAUCCGCAAAACCAGAGCGUACGUCUCGCCCGACAUUACGAAAUCGCAACUGUCCGAGUUACUCAAUAAAAUCACCACACUGGUAGAAAGCAAUUGCAAACUAGUAAACCAGAUAAUCGAAGAUCGUCCGAAGCUAGCGGUGAUGCCCUUCAACGAAAAUCUCAACCACGAACUUCGAAUCUACAAAAAUGAAAACAGAUAUAGAUUCGUUCGUGCCCAAAAACGCAGCAUCCAGAUAGAUAGA